Morus notabilis is the source of this 2481-nucleotide messenger RNA. Its product is annotated as G-type lectin S-receptor-like serine/threonine-protein kinase At4g27290. Gene Ontology annotation, molecular function: ATP binding; protein serine/threonine kinase activity. NCBI's taxonomy places the organism in Eukaryota, Viridiplantae, Streptophyta, Magnoliopsida, Rosales, Moraceae. The transcript has 7 exons. Gene Ontology annotation, biological process: recognition of pollen; protein phosphorylation. Bases 1 to 2481 code for a protein of 826 amino acids. The record is from RefSeq and is a predicted model, not a curated record.
AUGGCCGUUUUUAAUACUAUUAUGCUUAUAAUUGCCAUUAUUUUCCCUAUUCUCUUCCAAACAGUUUCCUCUGCAGUUGAUAGUAUUCAUUCAUUUGAAUCAAUCAGUGAUGGUACUACCUUGGUUUCUAAAGAAGGAAGCUUUGAGUUUGGGUUCUUCAGUCUCGGAAAUUCCAAGAAUCGUUAUGUGGGAAUUUGGUACAAGAAUAUCCCAAUCCGAACUGUCGUUUGGGUUGCAAACCGAUGCAACCCUAUUAAUGACUCCUUUGGCUUGUUGACUGUAAAUAGCACAGGCAAUCUUGUGCUCAUGUAUCAGAACAAGAGCGUUGUUUGGUCGACGAACUCAUCGAAACAAGCCAAGAAGCCAUUAGUGCAGCUUCUAGAUUCUGGAAAUCUUGUACUAAGAGACGAGGAAGAUAGAAACUCGGAAAACUAUUUGUGGCAAAGCUUUGAUUAUCCUUCUGAUACAGUAUUACCAGGGAUGAAAUUUGGAUGCGACUUAAAGAAGGGUCUCAACCGGCGAUUAUCGGCAUGGAAGAAUUGGGAGGACCCUUGUCCUGGAGACUUUACUUAUGGGGUUGAGUUUGAUCGAAAGCUUCAUACAUACCCAGAAUUUUAUCUUCGAAAGGGAAACACAACGUACUACCGCACCGGACCCUGGAAUGGAAUUCGUCUCAGUGGCGUACUGGAACAAAAUCUAAACCAGUUUUAUACUUAUAACUUUGUUUAUAAUGACGAUGAGGCGUAUUACGUAUACAACCUGAAGAAUAACUCGGUGAUCUCAAUAAUCGUUAUAAACCAAACCACAAGUUUACGUCAGCGCCUUACAUGGAUCGAAGCAGAUCAAGCUUGGAAACCUUACUCAAGUUUUCCUAGAGAUGACUGCGAUAAGUACGGUGCGUGUGGAGCCAAUGCAAAUUGUGACAUAAACGAAAACCCGUUCUGCCAAUGCCUUAGAGGAUUCAAGCCCAAGUCUCAAGAGAAGUGGAAUCUAAUGGACUGGUCUGAAGGAUGUGCAAGGAAUAAUCCACUGAACUGCACGGUGAAUGAUAAUGAUGGAUUUAUCAAAUUUUGGGGGUUGAAAGUGCCGGAUACGACACAUUCAUGGGUGAACAAGAGUAUGAAUACAAAGGAAUGCAGGGCCAAAUGUUUAAGCAACUGUUCUUGUGCGGCUUUUACAAAUACUGAUAUCACAGGACAAGGCACUGGUUGUGCCAUAUGGUUUGGUGAUCUGAUGGAUAUCAGGCAAAUUCCCAAUGGUGGACAAGAUCUGUUUAUUCGCAUGCCAAGUUCAGAGCUAGGAAAAACUGGGAAUAAGAUGAGAGCAGCGAUAGUGGCCGCAUCUGUCAUUGGAGGUUUUUCUGGGAUGCUCAUGCUCCUACUUGGCUUUUGCUUUUGCAGGAGAGGCUCAAAAGACAAAACAGCUAGAAAUGAAACAAUAAGUCAGAAUGGAGGCGAAGAAGACGAUCUGGACCUUCCUUUGUUCAACCUGUCUUCUAUAAUUGCUGCCACUGGAAAUUUUUCAGAGGACAAUAAGCUUGGAGAAGGUGGUUUUGGAUCGGUAUACAGAGGUAAGCUAGAAGAUGGACAAGAAAUUGCUGUGAAGAGGCUAUCAAUAAGUUCUUUACAAGGAUUAAAUGAGCUAAGAAAUGAAAAACUAAUUGCCAAACUUCAACAUCGAAAUCUUGUGAAGCUUCUUGGUUGUUGCAUUAAUGAAAAAGAGAAAUUGUUGGUUUAUGAAUAUAUGCCGAACAAAGGCCUCGACUCUUUCAUUUUUGUCGUUAACUUUGAAAACACUUUGACAGAUCAAAAUCAAGGAAAAUUACUAGAUUGGUCAAAGCGCUUCAAAAUUAUUUGCGGAAUUGCUCGAGGACUUCUAUAUCUUCACCAAGAUUCUAGAUUGAGAGUGAUACAUAGAGAUCUCAAAGCUAGUAAUGUUUUACUUGACGAUGAGAUGAAUCCUAAAAUUUCAGACUUUGGCUUGGCAAGACCUUUUGUAGGAAAUCAGACAGAAGAACAGACAACCAGAGUAAUUAUAGGAACCUAUGGCUAUAUGGCACCCGAAUAUGCAUUUGAUGGGCUAUUCUCAAUAAAGUCAGAUGUCUUUAGCUUCGGUAUAUUGGUGUUGGAGAUUGUAAGUGGAAAGAAAAGCAGAGGCUUUCAAUAUCGAAAUUCCCUCAUUGGACAUGCAUGGAAAUUGCAUGAAGAGGGUAAUUCAAUUGAAAUGCUUGAUAAGCACUUAAGGGAAUCGGACCACAAUCUAAAACAAGUGUUGCGUUGCAUUCAUGUCGGUCUCUUAUGCAUGCAACAAAGUCCGAUGGAUAGACCAAACAUGUCCUCUGUGGUUUUGAUGUUGGGAAGUGAGAGUGAGCUGCCUCAGCCCAAACCACCCGGCUAUUUCACAGAGAUGCAUUCGGCGAAUGGAGACCCCGAAUCAUCUUCGACGAAUGAUAUGAGCACUUCCCUUCUCAGCCCUAGAUAA